This is a messenger RNA of Papaver somniferum (opium poppy), 1388 nucleotides long. RefSeq names its product homeobox-leucine zipper protein ATHB-12-like. Gene Ontology annotation, molecular function: DNA-binding transcription factor activity, RNA polymerase II-specific; sequence-specific DNA binding. The record is from RefSeq and is a predicted model, not a curated record. Gene Ontology annotation, cellular component: nucleus. Gene Ontology annotation, biological process: positive regulation of DNA-templated transcription. Bases 59 to 856 code for a protein of 265 amino acids. The transcript is spliced from 2 exons. Lineage: Eukaryota; Viridiplantae; Streptophyta; Magnoliopsida; Ranunculales; Papaveraceae.
GAGAUAGAUAGAUAGAAGUGCCAGCAGUCUACACUUUCUCUUUAGAUCAAUUCAGGAGAUGUUGGAAACAGAGGAAGAAUUUCUUCUAGAUUGUACUACUACUGCAACAAUGGAAACAGGUGUAAAGGUGGAAUCAUCAUCAUCAAUAUUGGAGUCGUCUUCCAAUGAUACUUCUAUGAUGAUGAGUAUGAUGAGGAAGAAGAACAAUAAAAAGAAGAAAAGAUUUAGUGAUGAGCAAAUCAAAUCAUUGGAAUCUAUGUUCGAAACAGAAACCAAGUUGGAACCUAAGAUGAAACUUCUGCUGGCUAAGGAGUUAGGACUGCAGCCAAGACAGGUUGCGAUUUGGUUUCAGAACAGGAGGGCUAGAUGGAAGUCGAAGCAGCUUGAAAGAGAUUACAACAUUCUGAAAGCUAGUUAUGAUGAUCUUGCUUCUAAAUUCGAGAACUUGGAGAGCGAAAAACAAGCCUUGAUCAAACAGUUGCAGAAGCUAAGUGAUCUGGUGGGUAAGCCUAGAGAAGACAGCAGCUGCUGCGGUUUGGGUUUAGCUGGAAACAACAGCAGUAUGGAUGGUGAUUCUGACAAUGGAGACACCAAAUACAAAUUUGAAAAGAAACCAGAGCUAUCAGUGGAAGGAGGAGAUGGACUGGAUUUUAGACUUGAUCCUUGUUCAGAGGAUGAACACAGCAAGGAACUAGAGUAUUUCGGGCAAGAUGAAGAACAUGAUCCAAUGAACAUUGGGGAGCCAACAUAUGGAAUUUUAUCAUCGUCAGAAGACUGGGGUAGUCUCGAUGAUUCUACGGGUCUAUUUGAUCAAUCAUGUAGUGGCAAUUCACAGUGGUGGGAAGUCUGGCCUUGAAAAGAUGCUCUGUAUAAUUUUUAGCGAAAACAACUUCUACCUGACAGGCUAAUGGAGGCAAUAAGCAUGUCAGAAAAAGAAAAUUUCAGAUCACCAGCUGUUGAAGUUUCGAAGAAGUAAGAGGGCCAAUAAUCUUAGCUUGGGAGAAAAAUGCAAUCACACAAAAAUUCAGAAGCUCCACGAGAUUCAGAAAAGGAGAUUCAAUCCUUAUUCUUAACCAAAACUUCUUCCACCUUUCUAACAAGGAAACAAAAGCAUCACAGGGUAGGAAAAGAACGCUAGAACACCCAAAGGCAAAAGGAAACCAUGACAUAAAACGUAACCCAACACCAUAUGUACAGACUUGUAUGAGUAUGAACGCACAUAGUGAGGAUUGCACUUGUACCCUAGGACAGACAUCAAAGCAUGUGACACAAACCUCAUUCUGGACUUUGUGUAUCAGUUUGUUUUCAGGUUUUGUAAGGUUGUGUAGUUAUCGUACCUAUAGUUCAUAAAUAAAAAUAAAAAGCAAGAUAAUAGUUAGAGUGAUACA